Cladocopium goreaui is the source of this 733-nucleotide messenger RNA. The record is from the annotation of a GenBank genome assembly. NCBI's taxonomy places the organism in Eukaryota, Dinophyceae, Suessiales, Symbiodiniaceae.
GUGCCGUCAGGUAUGGCCCAGUGAGAAAGAGACCAUUCCAGAUGAGAAGAUGGUGUCACUCAUGCACUUUUGGUCAUGCAUCCCACAAAUGUCGAUUCAUGAACUGGUUCACCCAGCGAAGUGGCAUGAUUUGGAGUGUUUUGAUGUCACAAUUGCGGCAGUGUUGGAUCAUGUGAUUCGUGCACACCAGAAAAAAUUGACUGUUCCAGACACGGUUCAUGAUGACGAAAUUGAUGAGGUGAGCCUUGAUUUGUCUGAUGACUCACCUACUCCAUGGCAUGAUCAUUUCUUGGCGACUGCUGGUAGGUAUGCCGGUGAUUCCAUGCACGAAUGUGUCCUUGUCUUUUGCCAUGAGUUCUCCGACCCUGUCAGAGUCCAGGUAACAGGUGGUCACACGGUCCAUGAGUUGCUUCAGGCUCAGAUUCAGCUGGUUGGCGAUCUUCAGAUCGUUGAUGUCAGAACUCCUUUGGGAAAGACACUGCCUUUUGAUGCGUUCAUUGAGCCUGGCCAAGUUGUGUGCAUUCGUUGUCAAGAAUCCAGUGCCCAUUCCAGCCUGCCUGCGAUCCGUUCAGAUGCACAGCUGCCUGAUGCGGCUGAUGACAAGGUCAGCGUUUUGUCUGACCGGAUGGAAGUCACCACUCCGAAUCCGAUUGUUGUUUCACCAACGGUCCCCUGGACCCAACCGGUUGAGGAGCAGCAUGUCAUUCAGCAUGAAACUCAACAGAGCUCACAG